This is a messenger RNA of Adineta steineri, 1953 nucleotides long. NCBI's taxonomy places the organism in Eukaryota, Metazoa, Rotifera, Eurotatoria, Adinetida, Adinetidae. The record is from the annotation of a GenBank genome assembly.
AUGAAUGAAACAGUUGACAGUGUUUAUCGGUUCGUUACUGAUCAAUCAUCAACAGCAUAUAGUAAAAUGAAUUCAUUUGUUUCAUCACUUCGUCGUCGUUUUGAUAAGGUACUUACAGUUGCUGCUACUUCUUCUAAUAAUACAUCUUCAACAAAUCCUUCAUCAACAAAUGACGGUGAGAUUUUAUUGCUUAAAGAAGCUAUAACAGAUGCUUAUCUUAUGCUUGCUAUGACAAAUAAUGAUAAUAACGAAUUAAAAGAUUGUUUGCAUGUUGCUGAAAUUUUUCAACAACAAUCAUGUUCACCCGCUACUGCACGUCGUUUAAUUAAUGAAAUACGUUCGUUUAUAUCUUUAUCUAAUUCAGAUGACUAUUAUUUAACAAAUAAAAAAACAGAUCAAACCAAAAGAUCAGACAAACAUCUCAAUGUAUAUGAUACAUUGAACAAACAUCGUCCAUUAACACGAUCAAAUCCGAAUGUACACAAUACCAAUAAAAGCGAGGCGGGUAAGCCCGUUAAUAUGCAAAGACAUUCGCUUCGUAGCUCUAUGCGUAAUUUACUAAAACGUCGUUCAAUAAAAGUUCCAUCUAAAAAAAUUCUAGGCCCACCAUCCAAUGAUCUUCAAACUCCACAUAUAUACGAAACACUCGAUACACCAUCACCGGAAAAAACAUCACCAAUUGAUUCAUCAUCAGCACUCGAACUACCAUAUACAUCAUCAUCAUCAUCACCAAUAAUAAAAUCAUCCUAUUUAAUUCCAUCAUCAAUUGUUGUUCUUGAUCAUUUUACAACAAAUCUUUAUCUUGUUGUUAAUUCAACCUUAAAUCAAUUAUUUGUUGUAUUUGGUUCAACAAAAAUUCAUACUAUUAAAUUAUAUGAUACAAACGGACGAAAAAUUCAUUCAAAUGAUCUUAUCUUACAAUAUAAAUUUGAAGAUUUACAUGGUUAUAAAUUAUUAUCAUCAGCAUUAAAUAAUAAUUCAGAAAAUCGUUUAAUUGUUAAUGAAAUACGUGUUUAUGUUACUGAAUCAUUAGACGAAUCAUCAACAAAUCAAACACUUAAACAACGUUUAUUAUUUUUUGAUCAAACUGGUCAAUUUAUGUCAGCAUCAAAACGUUUACCUAUAACAAAUGAAUUAUUAUUUGUUGAAGUUGAUCGUUCAACACCAUCUAUAUAUGCAUAUGAUGGAUUAAAUUUAAUAAAUUUAGAACGUAAUUGGUCAACAAAUGUUGAAAAUAUUGAUUGUAUAUCAUCAGGUUCAACAUUUCUUGUUUGUUUACAUACAAAAACAAAUCAAAUAAGUAUAUAUAAUAAUCAAACUGGUUCAUUUAUUUAUCGUUGGUUAAUAACAACACAAAAUAUUCAUCAUUUACAAACAGUUUAUUUAUGUGUAUCACGUCAUGAUUUAAUUUAUGUUUUAGUUUGGAAUUGUGAUGUACAUCCAGUUAAUAAUCUUGUUCUUGUUUUUGAUCAAGAAGGACAAUUACGUCGAGAAUAUUAUAUACCAAAUCGUAUUACACCAAAUAUGCAUGGAUCAUAUGCAUAUGAUAUGACACUUGGUGGACAUCAAUCAAGUAAUCCAUUUGCUAAUGUAAUUCGUCGUCCAUCAACAAAACCAAAUCCACAAGCAAUGGCAUGGAUGCAACAACAAGCUAUGUGGAAUGCUGGUGGUAGACAGCAUCCACAUUUAUGGCCAAAUACUCUUGGACCAAGAUCACCCAUGCAACCAAUUUAUCAAGGUAUGGGUAGACAUUAUGAAAUGUAUCAUCAUCAACAACAACAACAACAACACCAUGAUGAUAAUACAUUAUUUCAUGCAAGAUUUAUUGCUAUUACUGAUGAUGAUACAUUAAUUCUAUCAAAUAUUAUUGAUCUUGGUUUAGAUGAAGAAACACAAGAAACAGCUGUUGUUAAUGUUAGUCGAAAGAUUUUAUUUUUUCAUAUUGAUACGUAA